ACAGCUUUAUGAAAAUUAUCAACGAAAAUCAAGCCAUUCUGUAUCGAUAGUUCUUUUUUACAUAUGGCUUGCUGGUGAUUUACUCAACUUGGCGGGAACUAUUUUACAGGAGUUGUUACCAACCGUGAUCUACCUUGCCAUAUAUUAUGUCCUAUCAGACAUUGUCAUAAUAUUACAAAUUCUUUAUUAUCGUCGUCCUCGUAGAAAUACGUUUUAUACUGGAUUGAUUUACGACUCACCCAUAGAUUCAGAAUCAGCACCCUUACUACCUGAACGAUCUAAUUCACAAAUACCCACAAACAAUUCAAAAAUAGGACGAUCAUUGAAAAUUUUAUUUGGAAUAAUAGGUGUUUUCUUAACUGGUGUUAUCAUUUAUUAUUUCUCCUCUUUAUCUCGAUGCGCCAAUCCAUUAGAUGUGAAAGGAGGAUUUAACAUAUUGAUCAAAGAUGAUAGUAACAUGCCAUUGCAUAUGAAAUUGCUGCCUCAAAUCUUGGGAUGGUGCAGUGCAGUUUUCUAUCUUAGUUCAAGAAUUCCGCAAAUUAUCAAAAAUCACAAAUCAAAAUCUACUGAAGGAUUAUCAUUGGGCAUGUUCUGUUUCAGUUCUUUAGGCAAUACCGCGUUUUGCUCGUCAAUACUUUUAUACUCAAUGGACUAUGAGUAUUUACUUAUAAAUUUACCUUGGCUGCUGGGCAGUGGUGGAACUUUAUUUUUCGAUCUCAUC
Racocetra persica is the source of this 721-nucleotide messenger RNA. The record is from the annotation of a GenBank genome assembly. NCBI's taxonomy places the organism in Eukaryota, Fungi, Glomeromycota, Glomeromycetes, Diversisporales, Gigasporaceae.